Messenger RNA from Marmota monax (woodchuck), 2046 nucleotides. RefSeq names its product X-ray repair cross complementing 1 (gene Xrcc1). Gene Ontology annotation, molecular function: damaged DNA binding. The transcript is spliced from 17 exons. Gene Ontology annotation, biological process: base-excision repair; single strand break repair; double-strand break repair via nonhomologous end joining. Bases 89 to 1978 code for a protein of 629 amino acids. Gene Ontology annotation, cellular component: nucleus. The record is from RefSeq and is a predicted model, not a curated record. NCBI's taxonomy places the organism in Eukaryota, Metazoa, Chordata, Mammalia, Rodentia, Sciuridae.
UUAAGCCCGCGCAGGGCGCCCUCCCUCCCCGCCCCCAAGCCAGGACCCUUCUUCAUCCUCCGGUCCAGGCGAAGCCCCCGACAUUGACAUGCCAGAGAUUCGCCUCCGCCACGUCGUGUCCUGCAGCAGCCAGGACUCGACCCACUGUGCAGAGAACCUUCUCAAGGCUGACACUUACCGGAAAUGGCGGGCAGCCAAGGCUGGUGAAAAGACCAUCUCGGUGGUGCUGCAGUUGGAGAAGGAGGAGCAGAUACACAGCGUGGACAUCGGGAAUGAUGGCUCAGCCUUUGUGGAGGUGCUGGUGGGCAGCUCGGCUGGAGGGGCUGGUGAGCAAGACUAUGAGGUCCUUCUGGUAACCUCAUCCUUCAUGUCCCCUUCUGAGAGCCGCAGUGGCUCAAAUCCCAACCGUGUUCGCAUUUUUGGGCCUGACAAGUUGGUCCGGGCUGCCGCUGAGAAGCGCUGGGACCGGGUCAAGAUUGUGUGCAGCCAGCCCUAUAGCAAGGACUCCCCCUAUGGCCUGAGUUUUAUACGGCUUCAUAGUCCCCCAGAUAAAGACCAGGCAGAGGCCCCAUCCCAGAAGGUGACCGUGACCAAGCUUGGCCAGUUCCGUGUGAAGGAGGAGGAUGACAGUGCCAGUUCCCUGAGGCCAGGGGCUCUCUUCUUCAGCCGGAUUAACAAGACAUCCCCGGCCACAACCAGUGACCCAGCAGGGCCCAGCUACGCAGCAGCCACCCUCCAAGCCUCUAGUGCGGCCUCCUCCGCCUCCCCAGUUUCCAGGCCUGUCAGCAGCACCUCUAAGCCUCAGGAGUCUCCCAAAGGGAAGAGGAAGUUGGAUUUGAAUCUAGAAGAAAGGAAGAUCCCCAACAAACCAUCAGCCCAGCCCUCACCACCUGCCCUCAAGAGACCCAGAUUACCAGCUCCUACUCGCACCCCAUCCACGGCCCCCGUUCCUGCCGCAGCACAGGGGGCAGUGCCAGGGAAGCCCCGGGGAGAAGGCACCAAGGCCAGGGGAGCCCGAGCUGGCCCGCAGGAGCUGGGGAAGAUCCUUCAGGGUGUGGUGGUGGUUCUGAGUGGCUUCCAGAACCCCUUCCGCUCAGAGCUCCGGGACAAGGCUCUGGAGCUGGGUGCCAAGUAUCGUCCAGACUGGACCCCGGACAGCACUCACCUCAUCUGUGCCUUUGCCAACACCCCCAAGUACAGCCAGGUCUUGGGCCUCGGAGGCCGCAUUGUGUGUAAAGAAUGGGUGCUGGAUUGUCACCGCAUGCGUCGGCGGCUGCCCUCCCGAAGGUACCUCAUGGCAGGGCCUGGCUCCAGCAGCGAGGAUGAGGGGGGCUCUCACAGUGGCAGCAGUGAGGAUGAGGCCCCCAAACUUCCUCGAAAGGCCAAAACCAAGACCCCCCAGGGAGCUGGACCCAAUUCACCCCAAAGGCCCCCAACCCCUGAGGAGACAAAAACAGCUUCGCCAGGACCCCAGGAAGAUACCGACAUUGAGGAGGACCAGUCAGGACAAGACAACGGAGCGGAAGAUUCUGGGGACACUGAGGAUGAGCUGAGGAGGGUGGCUGAGCAGAGGGAGCAGAAGCCGGCCCCUGGGCAGGAGGAAAAUGGCGAAGACCCAUAUGCAGGCUCCACAGACGAGAACACUGACAACGAGGAGCACCCGGAGUCUCCUGAGCUGCCGAUCCCGGAACUCCCAGACUUCUUCCAGGGCAAACACUUCUUCCUGUAUGGGGAGUUCCCUGGAGACGAGCGGCGGAAACUCAUCCGAUAUGUCACAGCUUUCAACGGGGAGCUCGAGGAUUAUAUGAGUGACCGGGUUCAGUUUGUGAUCACGGCACAGGAGUGGGAUCCCAGCUUCGAGGAGGCCUUGAUGGACAACCCUUCCCUGGCAUUCGUUCGUCCCAGAUGGAUCUACAGUUGCAACGAGAAGCAGAAGUUACUUCCCCACCAGCUCUAUGGGGUCGUGCCCCAGGCCUGAAAUAGGUGUGCCUGCAUGCGCGCGCGCGCACACACACACAGUUUAAUAAAGGUGACUUGUUUGGAGCA